AGGCCCCAAUCAGCAGCCCUCGGAUCUCCCCAGCAGGCUCUCAUCCUCCCCCUUCCGCUCGCUCCUAGCCCUCCCCCACCCCCUUCUUCCUCCUCCGCAGCCGUCGGAUCCCCUCCCCUUCCCUCCCACCAUCCCUUUCUCGAACACAAUUAGGACGUGUUCGUUGGUACGGCCUUCCCUCGUACUUGUUCCUCUUUUUCGUCCUCCUCCCCCGCCGCCGCCACCGCCGUCGCUGCCCGAUCCUCUCAACGAUGAUGAGCAGUGGCGAGCUGCAGAUCAAGGUGGCCCAGGCGGUGCACGUGCUCAACCACGAUUGCGAGUCCUGCAACCGGGUGGCCGCCAACCAGUGGCUAGUACAGUUCCAGCAGUCCGACGCCGCCUGGGAGGUCGCCACCGCGCUCCUGACCUCCUCCGACUACCGUCUUCGCAUCGUCCCCCUCGACUUCGAGGUCGAGUUUUUCGCCGCCCAGAUCCUCCGGCGCAAGAUCCAGAACGAAGGGUACUAUCUGCAGCUGGCGGCGAAGGACGCUUUGCUCAAUGCCCUUCUCCGCGCUGCGCAACGCUUCUGCUUAGGCCCCCCACAGCUCCUAACCCAGAUAUGUCUUGCACUCUCUGCACUCAUCCUACGAGCUGUCGAGCACAGGAAGCCCAUCGAGCAGCUCUUCUCCAGCUUGCACCAACUGCAGAGCCAAGAGAAUGGGAACCUUGCGGUGCUGGAGAUGCUAACUGUCCUACCUGAAGAAGUGGCAGAGGACCAAAACAGGGACCACAACAUCGAUGCAGCAAGAAGAAGCCAGUUCACACGAGAGCUCCUUUCUCAUACUCCCACCGUUCUUCAGUUCCUUCUGCUUCAAUCGGAACAAAGACUUGAUGAUGAAAUUAAGCAUCGUGAGACAAAUAGGAGGAUCUUGAGAUGCUUGCUAAGCUGGGUGCGCGUGGGAUGCUUUUCAGAGAUUCCACCUCCUUCCCUACCUACACACCCGCUUCUUAGCUUUGUCUUUAACUCGUUGCAGGUUUCAUCCUCAUUUGAUGUGGCUGUUGAAGUUCUCAUUGAGCUUGUUAGUCGGUAUGAGGGUUUACCACAGGUUCUAUUAACUAAAAUACAGUAUCUGAAAGAAGUACUUCUCAUACCAGCUCUGGUUAACAAAGAUGAAAAAAUAAUUGGUGGCCUUGCAUGCUUGAUGUCAGAAAUCGGACAAGCUGCACCAGCUCUGAUUGCACAAGCAAGCACUGAAGCAUUGGCUCUUGCAGAUGCUCUUUUGAGUUGUGUCAGUUUUCCUAGUGAUGAUUGGGAGAUUGCAGAUUCGACCUUGCAAUUCUGGUGCAGUUUAGCAAAUUAUCUUAUGGGUCUGGAUUUUCAAAACACAAAUAGGAAAAUUGUGGGAGAAUUGUUUGUCCCUGUAUUCUCAGCAUUACUGGAUGCCCUUUUACUGCGUGUUCAGGUUGUUGAUGCCGGAUCCGAUGGCAGUGAAGGACUUGACAUACCAGAUGGAUUGACACACUUUAGAUCGAACCUAGAGGAGCUUUUUGUUGAUAUCUGUCAACUUCUGGGGUCUGGUGCAUUUGUUCAGAAGCUUUUAUCUGUUGGAUGGAAUUCUGCGGAUUCAUUUGUCCCUUGGGUAGAGUUGGAAGCUAGAAUGUUCGCCCUAAAUAUGGUUGCAGAAACAGUUAUGCAAUGUUCAUAUCCAUUUGACUUCUCGGUGGUUAUGCGGCUGGUGACAGCUCUAUCGACUAGAUCACCUGAUGAGUGCAGUGGCUUCUUGGUCUUUGUGUACAAAUCUGUAGCCGAGGUGGUUGGCUCGUAUUCCAAGUGGAUAUGUUCUCCCCCAAGUAAUAUUAGACCAUUGUUUUUAUUUUGUGCCACGGGGAUCACAGAAUCAAUAUCUUCAAAUGCUUGCUCCUCAGCAUUGCGUAAACUUUGUGAAGAUGCUUUAGCAAUAAUUCAUGACCCACAGAAUCUAGAAAUCCUGAUCUGGAUAGGAGAGGGCUUGGAGAAAUGGAAUCUUACAUUAGAAGAAGAGGAGGAAGUUGUUACUGCAAUAACUCUUACUCUUAAUUCAAUUCCCAACAAGGAGCUGAAGAAGAAUUCGUUAUCGAGGUUGCUCUCCCCUAGCUAUGGAGCCAUUGAGAAACUGAUAGAUGCAGAUCGUGAAGAACCUCUGAAGCGAAACCCUUCUGCUUACACACAGACUUUAAGCUCUGCUGUCAGGGGGUUAUACAGGAUUGGGUCUGUACUUCGCCAUCUACUGGCUCCUCCCGCUGUCCAUCUAGUGAUUCCUCGCGCUGUUAAUCAUGUUGAGGAUGACACAGUUUUGGUCCUUGAAUUCUUUUGGCCACUUCUUGAGAAACUUUUUAGGUCAUCUCACAUGGAAAAUGCUAGUCUAUCUGCGGCAGCAUGUCGGUCGCUUUCUGUAGCUGUGCAUUCUUCAGGAGAACAUUUUCUGAUAUUGCUGCCUAAGGUUCUAGACUGCUUGUCUACGAAUUUUUUAUUAUUCCAAAGUCAUGAAUGCUACAUAAGAACAGCGGCUGUUGUUGUUGAAGAAUUUGGCCACAUCGAAGAAUAUGGAACUUUAUGCAUUAGCACAUUUAAUAGAUUUGCCUCAGCAGCAUCAAUAACUGCUCUUAAUUCUUCUUACAUAUGUGACCAAGAACCUGAUUUGGUGGAAGCCUACAAUAAUUUCACAUCAACAUUCGUACGCUGCUGUCCCAAGGAUGUUCUUGCUGCAUCUAGUUCACUUCUUGAAUUGUCAUUCCAAAAAGCUGCAAUUUGUUGUACUGCAAUGCAUCGUGGAGCUGCACUUGCAGCAAUGUCAUAUAUGUCCUGUUUCCUAGAGGUCAGCCUAGUCUCCGUGUUGGAAUCUUUGGCUUGUAUAACUGAAGGAUCAUUAAGUGCGGUGGUAAUUCGUAUUUUAGCACAAAAUGGUGAAGGACUGGUGUCUAGUGUUGUUUAUGCUCUUCUUGGUGUGUCAGCAAUGUCAAGGGUACACAAGUCUGCAACAAUCUUGCAACAAUUAGCAGCAUUGUGCAGCCUUUGUGGAAGGACUGCAUGGCAAUCGGUUCUUUGUUGGGCUUCCCUAUGUAGAUGGUUGCAGUCAACGAGUAUACUGAGUUGGAGAAACGAGGAAGCAGCUCGAGCGGCAGCGUCGGCGAGCGGCGGCAGCAGUAGGCAGCAGCAGCGGCGAGCGGCGGCAGCGGGAAAGAGAAAGGGAGCUGAAGGCGCGAGCAGGGGGAGGCCUCGAGGGAGGCGCGAGCAGCGGGAAGGCUCGCAGGAGGCGAGAGGGCUCGCGGGAGGCGCGAGCAGCGACAGCGGCAGCGAGCGACGAGAUCGCGAUCAGGAUCGAGAGCGGCAGCGGCAGCAGGUGCAAUCUCUGCCGUUGGAGUAUCUGAAGCAAGGGGAACCAGAAACUAUAAUUCCUUUGUGGCUGAAGGCCCUAGCUAGUGCAGCUUCAGAUUAUGUAGAGAGCAAAACUUGUGACACUGGUAGAGGUGAUAACGGGCACAUGCUGGGUAAAGGGGGAAGAACCCUCAAGCGCAUCAUUAGAGAUUUUGCUGAUACACAUCGCAAUUUUCCAAAUCCCACAUGAUUCACUAUUUGAUAAUACUCUUCUAAUGCUCUUUCUUCCCCUUUCCGACUGAUGAAAUGGGAACUGUAAAUUGGAGGGUCAGAACCAGGCCAGUUUUGAUAUUUGGCAGCUGAGUUCAUUGGGCUUUGUUUAAUCAGAUUGUGUAGACAGAACUAGAGCACCCAAAAUUUUGUUGUGGCAGCUCAUGUUGCCAGAAGGGAAGUCUGAACAAUUGUGAAUCUGAGUGCAAUUAUGCCAUCUGGGAUUUUAUAAUUGUGCAGUAUUGCGCCAGAGUUGGCUAUCCGAGCCUGAUUGUGGAAUAACGAUGAAGAAUAGGAGAGUUGAUACUGUGGUGUUCUGAAACUGGCAAUUGUGCAAUAAUCUUUAGGAUAAUUCAUUUGAUUUGUCAACAUACUAUGAAGUAGGAUGUCAUCUUACAGAGUAUGCUUAUAUCUCCUCUAGUUCUUUGGACUGCUCAUCUUACAGUUGCUUUGAGGAGAAACACCCCGCAAAUAGGAAAUAGAUUUGGCUAGCAAAGAGUAAAUUGGGUGAGGUGCCCUCUAAUUGUUUGUGCAAUGUAUCGAUAUUUUCCUCAAAUAAUUGUCAAUUUGCCGAAAUUUCUUGAUCAUUUGGCCCCCUUGUUCAUCUUCAACAUAAGGUUGCUUGCAAUUUUUUCCAUUCAAAUACACCAUGGAUUAUUACUACCAUCAUGAGAAGAAUUUGGAUGUCGUCAUACAUCACAGGACCUGAUGGUUCUUUGGACGGCCGGAAAGUGACUAGAAAUCAUUCUGCAGAGCACAAAAACGUCAAUGUCUGUGUUGAAUUACUAGAAGAUAUGCUUGAUUUAAAGGGACUGUUAAUUAUUCUCAAUAAUCAGGUAAGAGAUGUCGUUGUGCCUCACCUGAGCUUUUGACUCAGAGAUAGCAAGUGGAUCAGCAACUUGUUCUUCCAAUACAAAUCUGAAUAAUUUCAGUGGAAAUUGGCACGGAAUGGAUAAAUGAUUUGCGAACGGUGCAUUCGUAAAUUGACUGAGAACAAAGCAAAUUAUGUUCUACGUAAUUUUUUGAGAAACACGUGUAUAUAGAUUUAUAUAUAUACACACAUGUAUGUAUGUGUGUACUGUGGAUGUAUAAUCAUAUCUCACCUCGCCAUUCUAAUGAGUUGCGCGCAUAGUAUAA
Musa acuminata AAA Group (dessert banana) is the source of this 4741-nucleotide messenger RNA. Its product is annotated as transportin MOS14-like. Gene Ontology annotation, biological process: protein import into nucleus. The transcript is spliced from 26 exons. NCBI's taxonomy places the organism in Eukaryota, Viridiplantae, Streptophyta, Magnoliopsida, Zingiberales, Musaceae. Gene Ontology annotation, cellular component: cytoplasm. Bases 252 to 3584 code for a protein of 1110 amino acids. The record is from RefSeq and is a predicted model, not a curated record.